GUAACUUUAUUUGUCGCUGUGGAUAUUUUGGUCUGCUGCGCUGCUGUUGAUUAGCGAUUGAACACGUUAAAAUUUUCAUAUUAAAAAAAUAUCAUUAUAUUUGCAAUCUUGAAUCAUGGCAGGUGAAACUACAGAAAAUAAUAACGAAGCUGCUCCUCCUCUCUCAAAAAAAGCUUUGAAAAAGAUGGCAAAAGAAGAAGAAAAAGCAUCUAAAAAGAAGGCUAAACAAGUUGAACUGGAAUCAAAAUCUGAAGCAGAUGAAAAUGAUUAUUCUAAAGACUGCUAUGGUAAACUGCCCAUGAUACAAUCCUCUGAGAAGCCUUCAAGGAAAUUGAGUUCAGUUAAAUCUUUAGAAACAGAUCUUGGUGAAGAAAAAGUGUGGAUUCGAGGAAGACUCCACACUAGUCGAGCCAAAGGAAAACAAUGUUUUUUUGUUCUUCGUCAACAGCAAUAUACCAUUCAGUGCCUUCUGUCUGUUUCUGAAACCACUAGUAAACAAAUGGUGAAAUUUGUAGCUAACAUUACAAAAGAAUCUAUUGUGGAUGUUGAAGGUUUUAUUCGAGCUUCACCUCAAAUGAUUGAUGCUUGUUCUCAGAAGAAUGUGGAGAUGCAUGUCACUAAGGUGUUUGUUGUCAGUGCAGCUGAAGCACGCCUUCCAUUGCAAAUUGAAGAUGCUUCUAGGCCUGAAAAUGAAAAUGAUCCAGAUGGCUUGCAUAUCCAUGUAAAUCAAGAUACAAGAUUGGACAACAGAGUUUUAGAUCUUAGAACUGCCGCAAACUUUGCUAUUUAUACAAUUCAAGGAGGAGUGUGUACUCUUUUCCGAGAAUUCCUAAAUGGGAAAGGUUUCAAAGAGAUUCAUACACCAAAGAUUAUUUCAGCUGCAAGUGAAGGAGGAGCUAAUGUUUUUGAAGUAAAAUAUUGUGAAGGUAUGGCUUAUCUUGCACAGUCUCCCCAGUUGUAUAAGCAGAUGGCAAUUACAGCAGAUUUUGAUAGAGUGUACACCAUUGGUUCAGUAUUUCGAGCAGAGAAUUCUAAUACUCACAGGCAUUUAUGUGAAUUUGUGGGUUUGGAUUUAGAAAUGGCAUUUAACUACCAUUACCAUGAAGUGCUUGACCUCAUUGGUGAGAUGUUUGUUGAAAUUUUCAAAGGUUUGAGAGACAGGUUUUCUGAAGAAAUAAAUACAGUUUACAAGCAAUAUCCAGCAGAACCAUUCAAAUUUCUCCAACCUAGCUUGAAGCUUGACUAUUCACAAGGUUUAGCAUUACUGAGAGAAGCUGGAGUCGAAAUUGAUGAUGAGGAUGAUCUUAGCACGCCAGAUGAAAAGUUGUUGGGAAAAAUUGUAAAGGCAAAAUAUGAUACAGAUUUUUACAUUUUGGACAAAUUUCCUCUCAAGAUCCGUCCUUUUUACACCAUGCCUGAUCCUAACAACCCUAAAUUAUCUAAUUCAUAUGAUAUGUAUAUGAGAGGGGAAGAAAUUAUUUCGGGUAGCCAGCGUAUCCACGAUCCAGAUUAUUUGACUCUUCGAGCUACAGAACAUGGCAUAAAUUUAGAAACGAUCAAAAGUUACAUUGAAUCAUUCAAAUACGGAGCUCCACCUCAUGCUGGUGGUGGAAUAGGUCUUGAACGUGUGACAAUGCUGUAUCUUGGACUGAACAACAUACGUAAAACAUCUAUGUUCCCGAGAGACCCUAAGCGCCUCACACCUUAAUUAAUCACUUAAUUUAUUGAAUAAAUUUAUUUUAAAAUCUG
Uloborus diversus is the source of this 1749-nucleotide messenger RNA. It is a transcript of the gene AspRS, whose product is annotated as aspartate--tRNA ligase, cytoplasmic-like. The coding region runs from base 116 to 1708 and encodes 530 amino acids. Gene Ontology annotation, biological process: aspartyl-tRNA aminoacylation. NCBI's taxonomy places the organism in Eukaryota, Metazoa, Arthropoda, Arachnida, Araneae, Uloboridae. Gene Ontology annotation, molecular function: aspartate-tRNA ligase activity; ATP binding; RNA binding. The transcript has 15 exons. The record is from RefSeq and is a predicted model, not a curated record. Gene Ontology annotation, cellular component: cytosol; aminoacyl-tRNA synthetase multienzyme complex; cytoplasm.